AUGUCUUCUGCAACUAAAAGACCGACAUUCAUAUUAACAGGCGGCUCUCGCGGGAUCGGCCUAUCGUGUCUCAAGCUCUUGCUCAAACCACCUGUCGCUGCCAAUGUCGUGUCGCUAUCGAGAUCGUUUCCCCCAGAAUUGGAGGAGUUGAAGAAAUCUCACGAUCAAAGUCUCUUGGUCAUUCAGGGAAAUGUUGCCAAAGACGAAGACAACAAGUUAGCCGUUGAAUCUGCAAUCAAAACUUUCGGCUCGAUUGAAGGAUUGAUCUUAAAUUCGGGGAUUAUAAAGUUUGAGCGAAUCGACGAUCCGAUUUCAAACAAUCAAGGCUCACUUGAAUCAUGGAAAGAAGUCUUCGAUGUCAACUUUUUCUCUCUAGUCUCGAUCUUGAAACAUUCCUUGGUCCAUCUAAGAAACUCGCACGGGAGAGUUGUCUUUGUCAGCUCGGGAGCUUCGGUCGGUGGAAUUGCAUCUUGGGGAAGUUACAAUACCAGCAAAGCAGCGAUGAAUUCACUCUGUCGAACACUUGCCAGCGAAGAGCCUAAAAUUACCUCGAUCGCGCUGAGGCCGGGAGUUGUGGAUACUGAAAUGCAAGCCAAACUACGAAAUGAAGCCAAAGAAGUGAUGAACAGUCCCAACUACAAACACUUUCAUGGUCUAUACGAGAACUCGAAACUCGUCAAGCCGGAAGGGCCCGCCGAAGUGAUUACGAACCUAGCGGUCCGUGCCGAGGAGAAACUGAAUGGACAAUUUCUCAGCUGGGAUUCGGAAGAACUAGCAAGCUACCGCACCCAAUCAUAA
Messenger RNA from Puccinia triticina, 798 nucleotides. RefSeq lists its product as uncharacterized. The transcript is spliced from 7 exons. Gene Ontology annotation, cellular component: intracellular anatomical structure. NCBI's taxonomy places the organism in Eukaryota, Fungi, Basidiomycota, Pucciniomycetes, Pucciniales, Pucciniaceae. The record is from RefSeq and is a predicted model, not a curated record. Bases 1 to 798 code for a protein of 265 amino acids. Gene Ontology annotation, molecular function: oxidoreductase activity, acting on NAD(P)H, oxygen as acceptor.